GCAUCGGCAAAUCUUGCUUCCUUGAACAAGGCACAAAUUAAUUGUCCUGCUUAAACUGUUAGAAAACUCUGAGCUAGCCGAGAUGAGAUUGGUAGUUUUCCUGAAGUUUGUAGCAGCUGCAUUUGUAAUGUCCAAUCAUCUUGCCUACUGCAAUGCAGAUAUAAAUUGUAUCCAAAGAGCUACACAUUUUUUCAGAGAAAUAACAAAUAAAACAGGUUGCAUAUCGAAAUCUUCAAUUAACUUUUACCUGAGAAACUGUUAUGGGGUUUGUUCAAAAACAAUAUCUGAAGAAAAGACAGAUGGGUAUGUUGAAAUACUUCUAAAAUAUGAUGCCGAAGAAAUCGUAAGAUUGAAAGAUAAGAAGAAUACUGAAUGUGGAUACAAUCUUACAAAUAUCGUUAUAGAAUGCACCAUUGAAAAUAAUACACAGAGUAAGUUUCAAAGGUCUCAUUGUGACGUCAAUACUAGCCCUCUUAUAAUCAUGGCUGCCAUAUUCGGUGGACUCAUUGUCGGCUCUGUCGUGACAAUAUGUUUAAAAGAUAAACAGAUCUGUAUUAUGUUGGGUCCAAUAUUUCAAUCACUGACAGAAGACGAGAGGAAAACCUGUAACAACAGUGGAAUCCCUGAAGCUUUAGACAAGGAACUUUCCGAUGAACACAUUAGAACAUCUCAGCAGCAAUUGAAGACAAUUUUUCUGUAUGAAGAUGUCCAUGAUGAAGAUGUUUAUAAUCAUUUACGUGAAGAUAAUGAGUCCAAACCAGAGAGAGAACAAAGACAUUAUUCAACCAUGCAAAUGUUAUCUUCUCAUGAAGAAAAACCUGAAAAUGUCUUAUCUGAUGAAAAUGCUAAAGGUGUUGAUGAAAUUCAAGAAAAUACACAUCAAACGGAACAGUUGCAGGCCAACGCUGGAGGACUGAGCUGUAACGAAAUAUCUCCCGAGUGCUCGUGUACAUAUUUUACACUUGAAAGAAAGUUUUCUUAAAAUUUCAUUUUCAUAAGAUCGCAUUUUUUUUUAUGAGAAUUUAAUUUCACUUCAUGAAGUCUACAAGUAUGAGAGUGUGAUAUACAACUGCGUAAGAAUAUAGAGUGAUUUUAAUAUAAUGUCCAAUUUUAGUGGUCUUAAUUAUAUGAAAUUUUCAAUGAAAUAU
Molecule: messenger RNA, 1148 nt
Organism: Saccostrea cuccullata (small rock oyster)
Lineage: Eukaryota; Metazoa; Mollusca; Bivalvia; Ostreida; Ostreidae
Exons: 7
Coding region: 83-982 (299 amino acids)
Source: RefSeq, a predicted model, not a curated record